Messenger RNA from Sphenostylis stenocarpa, 672 nucleotides. NCBI's taxonomy places the organism in Eukaryota, Viridiplantae, Streptophyta, Magnoliopsida, Fabales, Fabaceae. The record is from the annotation of a GenBank genome assembly.
AUGAGUUUCAUCUUCGGAAAGAGAAAAACUCCCGCAGAGCUUCUGCGGGAAAAUAAGAGGAUGCUGGACAAAUCAAUUAGAGAAAUUGAGCGCGAGCGGCAAGGUUUGCAAGCACAAGAGAAGAAACUGAUUUUGGAGAUAAAGAAAAGUGCCAAACAAGGCCAGAUGGGAGCUGUUAGAGUUAUGGCAAAAGAUCUAGUUAGAACAAGGCAUCAGAUCGAGAAGUUUUACAAGCUAAAAUCUCAGCUCCAAGGUGUAUCCCUCAGAAUUCAGACUUUGAAAUCAACACAAGCAAUGGGUGAAGCUAUGAAAGGCGUGACAAAGGCAAUGGGGCAAAUGAAUAGGCAGAUGAACUUGCCAUCUUUGCAGAAAAUCAUGCAAGAAUUUGAGAGACAGAAUGAGAAGAUGGAAUUGACAUCUGAGAUGAUGGGAGAUGCAAUAGAUGAUGCGUUGGAAGGAGAAGAAGAUGAAGAAGAAACCGAAGAUCUAGUGAACCAAGUUCUUGAUGAGAUUGGAAUUGACAUCAACCAAGAGCUUGUAAAUGCACCAUCAUCAGCUGUUGCUGCCCCAGCUGCAAAGACCAAGGUACCUCAAGUUGAAACUACUGGGAAUGAUGAUGGAGGGAUAGAUAGUGAUUUACAGGCAAGGUUAGACAAUUUAAGAAAAAUGUAA